GUAGCCUUGGUGACUCUUUGCCUGUGAGCACAAGGCUGGUCGUUGUACACCGUUACCAAUUAUACGAAGUUCUUCGCCAGGCAACCAAACUCGACACCUCACACUCUGGAGCCUUCUAUCACACUUGGAAAAAUGUCAGAGAAAGACAGCGAUGCAGCACCACCACCAUACUCACCCCACGCCUCGUCCCCAUCACCAUCAAUCCUCGACCAACUAAACACCACACGUACCCAACACAUCGAGUCCGUAGUCGACACUUACAUCCUUCCCCUCAUCCAUCAACGCAUCACCUACGCCAUGGCAACAACGACCCUUGCCCUCCUCCCAUCAGACACAUCCCUCGCGCCCACAAAGUCAGACGCCUCCUCCUCCUCCAGUUUCCCCCAGGACGCCCCCUCAUCCUCCUCUGACUCCAACUCCAUCCAAGUCCUCGGCUUCGCCUCCGACACCUCUCCCCCCCACCUCAUCCACCUAUCCGGCCCCAUAAACAGCACAGAAUUCUGGAAACUACCAACCGUCCUGCACGAACUUGAAACCGUCCUGACUGCGCGGUUGAAUCCGCAUUCUACUGCCCCUACAGAUCCGCCUAGCUAUCGGGAUACUACCCUUUCUCCUACUGCUACUGGUGGUCGCAGUGCAAGCGUACAAGCCCCAUCGCCGCGUUUUUCCCGCCGCAAUCUCCUAGCGAGAGUAAUGCCGUCGUUGGGCCCGGAACAGGCGUCGCCAGGGAAUAACCCAGAGGUUGGUGUGAGACAGGUUGACAGUGCUAUUUCGGGAACGAGCAUGGUUAUGGUGAAAGCGAGGCUCGAGGAGAUUUGUCUGAGGACAGUGAGCGACUUUGGGUUAUACGAUACGAUAUCGAAGCAAUGUGUUAUUAUCAAAGUAGAUGCGCAAUGUUGACUUUUUCCGUGUCGGAACGGCA
Messenger RNA from Bipolaris maydis ATCC 48331, 922 nucleotides. RefSeq lists its product as uncharacterized. The record is from RefSeq and is a predicted model, not a curated record. NCBI's taxonomy places the organism in Eukaryota, Fungi, Ascomycota, Dothideomycetes, Pleosporales, Pleosporaceae.